CGAUGUUCGCUCAGGGCGCGGCCAGAUGAAGUGAGUGACAGGUGCCGAGCAACUUCGGAAAAAUGGGAGGGGCGGUGGGGAAGAAUAAAGUGUCGAGAAACGGAGGCUGGGAGGCUUGGGGACCCUCUGGUGUACUCAAACCACAACCUGCCUGAAGCCCUGGUGCGCAGAAGAGCCCUGACACAGCACGUCUGAGGCUGCCAGUCCUGACGGGCCCGCCGGCCGGGUUGGCCCUCCACUGGUGUCUGGAAACGUGACCGCUAAACAGUCCCCUACACUGACGACAACUUUCCCGCUAUGGAAACUGAGGCCCAGGGAGGGCAGGACAGCCCAUGGGCACAUGGAGAGUGAACAUCCAGGUCUCCUGCAGCCGCCCAGACCUCCCCAUGCCUCUCCGUCCUGGCCAGGGGCUCGCUCCCAGCUGGGCUCUGGACGUGCAGGCUCAGCGGCCAUGGCUCACGGGCUCAGCCGCUCCGCAGCAUGUGGGAUCUUCCCGGACCGGGGCACGAACCCGUGUCCCCUGCAUCGGCAGGCGGACUCUCAACCACUGCGCCACCAGGGAAGCCUCAAAAAGGAGGUUUUAAUCAGGAAUGGGUGCUCCUGUGUGUCCGGAUGGAUGGGGAAACUGAGGCCUAGCUGUGAUCUCCCGGAGCAUCAGUUACGUGGGGAGUGUCCCCCAGUGGGCGGCUGCAAUGAGAAGCGCAUGCUGGCCAUGCUGCCUCACUGCGGCCAGACCUUUGCUGAAAGGAUGAAGAAGGUGGAGGUCUGGAAGUGGUGCAACUUGUCGGAGUUCAUCGUGUACUACGAGAGCUUCACCAACUGCACCGAGGUGGAGACCAACGUGGUGGGCUGCUACUGGCCCAACCCCUUGGCAGAGAGCUUCAUCGCUGGGGUCCACAGGCGGUUCUUCCAAAACUGCUCCGUGGACAGGCAACACUGGCAGGACCCCCCAGACGAAAUUCUCAUCCCGCUCAUCGCAGUGCCCAUCCUGCUUACCAUCGCCAUGACCGGCGUGGUGGUGUGGCGCAGCAAACGCACCGACCAGGUGGUGUGAGGGCCCGGUGAGUCCGAGGGACCCCGCCUGGAGAAGCGGAAGAAAGUUCUCCAGGGCUGGGAGAGCCGGUGGACACUCUUCGGCUGUCCCCACCCUGCCUGGGCGGCCUUUGGGCUGGUGAAAGAAAACGUGCCGCGGCUGGAGCCUGCUUGCUGGGCACAAGUCACCGCUGCUUCGCCCGCGCUGUCCCAGGCUGGGCUGGGGCCUCGGGGUUCCUAGCACUGAGUCCCGUGGUGCCCCAUCUGCAGCCCCGGCCAGACCCCGCCUCCCAACUGACUCUACCCCUGGCCCCAGCCCAGCCCUGACUUCACCCCUUGGCUCUGACUCCACCUCUGGCCCUGACCCCACCUCCAGCCCUGGCCCCACCCCCAGUCCUGACCCCACCCCCGGUCCUGGCCC
Molecule: messenger RNA, 1453 nt
Organism: Orcinus orca (killer whale)
Lineage: Eukaryota; Metazoa; Chordata; Mammalia; Artiodactyla; Delphinidae
Gene: RAMP3
Product: receptor activity modifying protein 3
Exons: 7
Coding region: 341-1054 (237 amino acids)
Biological process (GO): cellular response to hormone stimulus; regulation of G protein-coupled receptor signaling pathway; G protein-coupled receptor signaling pathway
Cellular component (GO): cell surface; signaling receptor complex; membrane
Molecular function (GO): coreceptor activity
Source: RefSeq, a predicted model, not a curated record